AUGCCGCCGCGAUACGUCUUUCUCCCCGUCUUCGCCGCCACCGACUCUCUCGCUAUGGGUUCGGAUGGGCGCGCGGGACACGGGCUUGUUGGAUACGGCAUCAAGAUGCAUGACCCUCCCUGUGCGUUCGCCUGCCGCGAUGCCAUCUCCACAGCGACGCUCAGCUAUUCCACCGUCGGUUCCGACGAAAUGGGCGGCAUGUCAGGGAUGAGCGGCAUGGUCAUGACGGACGGCGAGUGCUACGCUACAGAUGACGCGUUCUUGGAAACUCUCACCUGGUGCGUGGCGGCCAGAUGUGAAGGAAUCCCGGAAUGGAGACUUGAAAAGUACUGGAAAAACAACGUUGCCGGGGCCGCCGCCGUCCAGCCGGACCCGAAGGUGACGUAUCAACAGGCACUGGCCAAGGUCAUCGGCACUCCGGCCGCGGUAUAUGCGGCCACCGGGCCACUGAAUGAGACAAGCAUGGUAUCCCAUGAUCUUUGGUACGCGGCUUACAAUACCGAUGUUAUAUUCGAGGGCCAGGAGAGCAUGCAAGCCAAGUACGGCCUCAUCAUCCUUUUAUCCGGCGUUGUGAUACCAUUCUUCUUCUCCCUCCUGCGCUUCGUACCGUUUCCGUCAAUGUGGUGUUCCAGGUUCAACGCCUGGAUAAUCGACCCUCCGCUAUUUGGCAGUCAUCAUGACACGCCCGUCUUCUUCGGCCUUGUAGUGAUGCCCAAGCGGGGACAGGCUCUCUUCAUCUUUUACUUCAUUGUGAUCAACACGGUUCUCUCUGCCGUCAACUACGAAUACGCUGACCACAGCAUGUGGUUUCCCAACAACCGCUGGCGUUGGAUGUGCAUGCUGGUAUCCAACCGCCUCGGACUGCUCAGCUUUGCCAACCUACCACUGAUGUUUCUGUAUGCGGGACGAAACAAUCUUCUGCUCUGGGCCACCGACUGGUCGCAUUCGACUUUCCUUCUGCUCCAUCGAUGGAUCGCUGCGAUAGCGACUCUGCAAGCCAUCUUACACAGUAUCAUCUAUCUGGACGUUUACGUCAAGAACGGAACGCACUCUUCCGAGUCGAAAGAGCCGUACUGGUACUGGGGUGUGGUUGCCACUGUCGGCCUAGCUGUUUUGUUUCCUACGUCCGCUAUACCCAACCGAAGAAAGGCCUACGAGCAUUUCUUGGCUUGGCACGUUGUCAUCGCCAUCAUGGUUGUCGCGGGUUGUUGCUGGCACAUUGUCUUCGCAUUCAGCCACAAAUGGGGUUACGAGGUCUGGAUCUUUGUCUGCAUGGCCGGUGGGGUUUCGACUGUGUCUCUCGAGUCGCACGGCGUCAAGACGGCCUUCAUCACAGUCAUCGACGAGGAGUACUGCCGGGUCACGAUCCCCGGGGUCUUCGCUUCAGGCGUCGCAUACGCAUAUUUCCCCGCGCUUACCUGGCGCGUGUGGGAGAACCACCCGUUUUCUGUGGCCUCCGCCAUCCUACCUUCGAAGCGUCAACAUGUGGAACAUGCCACGAAAAGCAGUGACGAUGUCGAGAAGCGUCUCACAGCCGUUACCCCAGCCGACUGCACCUCUCUUCCCGACGAGCGUCAUAGUAGCACCUCCCAGUCAGCGAGAGAACCUCCCCAGCUUGGAAUCACCUUCUACAUUCGCACGCAGUCCGGUAUGACCUCGCUCCUUCGUCAUCGUGAUUCAGUCCCCGUUCUCCUUGAGGUGGGGUACCCAUCACAUUCACCGCUCUCCGAAUUACCGCACAACUCACCUGCCCUCAUUGCGCUUGCCGGCGGUGUCGGCAUCACCGCUAUUCUGCCACACUUACGCAGCCAUCCGGGCCGCGUGAAGCUCUAUCGGGGUUGUCGAAAUCGGGCUCUUGUCGAUGACGUGGAAAACACAGGCGUACUCUCUGGCAUCGAGAUCGAGCUGUUCAUCGGUAAGCGGAUGGCCGUCAGAGAGGUGUUGAAAACGAGCUUGUCGGAGGCCAGGGGGAGGUCUGCGUGCUGGUUUCUGGGCCCGGCAGUGUAA
Colletotrichum spaethianum is the source of this 2007-nucleotide messenger RNA. Its product is annotated as ferric/cupric reductase transmembrane component B. Bases 1 to 2007 code for a protein of 668 amino acids. Lineage: Eukaryota; Fungi; Ascomycota; Sordariomycetes; Glomerellales; Glomerellaceae. Gene Ontology annotation, molecular function: ferric-chelate reductase activity. Gene Ontology annotation, cellular component: plasma membrane. Gene Ontology annotation, biological process: iron ion transport; intracellular iron ion homeostasis; copper ion import. The transcript has 3 exons. The record is from RefSeq and is a predicted model, not a curated record.